AUGACAUAUUCAACUGAUUCCUCUCCAUGGGCGAUAGCUGUUGGUGAUUUCAACAACGAUACGAUACUUGAUAUUGUCACCGCGAAUCAUGGCAAUGACACUGUUGGUAUAUUUCUUGGAUGGGGUAAUGGUUCUUUUUCAAGCCAAAAACCAUUUUCAACCGGUUUGAACUCUCAACCGAACGCGGUUGCCGUUGGUGAUUUUAACAACGACACUUUGCUGGACAUUAUUGUCGCCAAUUAUGGCACAAACAAUGUCGGGGUGCUGCUUGGAUAUGGUAAUGGCUCCUUCGCUGUUGUGAAAACUUUUUCGAUCGGUUAUGGCUCCCGUCCGUUCUGGGUUUCCGUUGGUGAUUUGAACAAUGAUGGAAAGCUGGAUUUCGCCGUCGCCAAUGAAGGAGCUGAUAAUCUAAAAAUUUUCUUACAGACUUGUUAAUGUCGCAACUCCUACUUUGAACUUUUUUAAAUUUCAUUCACUGUUUCUAACUUCUACUUACGCGGGAACAUUCCCAACUGUCACAUCGCUUUUGAGUCGAGCGUAUGGACAUUAUGUAGGCCCUAAUGACUUAUGAAUGUCCUGAAAAAAGUUCGUGCUGCUAGCUUCUUACUGCUGAGAUACAGCAUUUUUACUGUAUGUUUAAGGAAAAAGGCGUGGUCCCCCUCAGGAACAUCAGGAAAAGUGACUUUUGCGUUUCCACCUGAAACUUUGCAUGUAGACAGGCCUCAAUGAGAAUAGUUUAUUGUGAAGGUUUCAGAUUUUUUGGUUGCUCCUAGUCUGAGAUAAGAACAUCGGAUCUGCUGGUGUAUAUGAACAAUUUUACGAUAGCUAUAUCUUAGGAUAGGAACAGCGAAAAGAGCUGAAACUUUCACAAUAAACUAUUCUAAUUGAGGCCUAUAUCUGUGCAAAGUUUCAAGACGAAAUUCGAAAUUCAGUUUUCCGAUGUUCCUGAGGGGGACCACGGCUUUUUUUUCUUAAACAUACAGUAAUAACGCUGUAUCUCGGUAAUAAUAAACUAGCAGCACGAACUUUUUUUCAGAGAAUUCAUAGAUCGUGAGGGUCUACAUAAUGCGCAUACGUUCAGCUUAAAAGCGAUGUGACAGUUGAGAAUGCUCCCUCGUUAGUCUCACUAAUAUUUCUUGUAAUGUUUUCUUAUUCAUCUUUUGAUUUCUAUGCUCAAAUAAACUGCGGUUGAGAGUAGGUGCUUCAACCAAAGUAUGACGCGUUUCUACUCCCGCUUAAGGAUCUUAUCACACAGUGCUGACUAAGAAUCCAUUCAAAUGAUUGGGAAGAUCAAAAGUGUGAUACAUAGUCUAUAAUUUUCACGGCAAAUUGUCGAAAGACUCCCCAUCAUAAUAGUUACUACAAUGAUGAGUGAAGCAAACUUGGAGGCGUUCGGACCUUGCUUAAGAGUCUCAACAUGGCGAAUAAAUCAAUCGAAAAACAGAUUGGCCUAUAUGUUUAUGAGACAAAUCAAUCUGCUGCUGCCAACUCUUACUUUUCAGCAAUCGAUAAAGUCGAAAACCAAAUAGCAA
Rotaria sp. Silwood1 is the source of this 1532-nucleotide messenger RNA. Lineage: Eukaryota; Metazoa; Rotifera; Eurotatoria; Philodinida; Philodinidae. The record is from the annotation of a GenBank genome assembly.